Molecule: messenger RNA, 1492 nt
Organism: Leptomonas pyrrhocoris
Lineage: Eukaryota; Euglenozoa; Kinetoplastea; Trypanosomatida; Trypanosomatidae
Exons: 1
Coding region: 32-1492 (486 amino acids)
Molecular function (GO): protein binding
Source: RefSeq, a predicted model, not a curated record
GCAAUACAACGUGCACCGUGGUUCAGCUUUCAUGCUGCGACGCACUCAACGACUGUCCCGCCUCACCUUCGAGGGCCUCCUGUGUGGGGUGCGUCCGGAGCUGCCGCCACCGCAGACACUGGCGGCGGCUUGCACACACGCCACGGAGCAGUUCAUGACGCAGUGCAGCAGCAGUGCCCCGCUGCCCAUUGCCUUGGCGGCGACCACAGUAGCCUCGCUACUCAUGCAGAAGCGGCUGCGAGAUGCGGCAGGCGUGCUGUCCCUGCACCCCCAUCUACCGCAGGUGCUGCGCGCCGUGCGGGACUACGUGUGCCGCUACCCGGACGUCUUUCCUCUCGACACGCUGCGGGAGAUGUCAAAGGAGGCGAAGUGCGUUAGCGCGGCUGCCGUUACCACCUUCUUGCAAGCAGCGGUACAUCGGUUUCUCUGUCAGCUGCCUCCGAGCUCCGCAGUGCAGCCGGGUCCAGAUGAAGAGGCGCAGAAGUGGGAUGCCCAGCGAGAGGAGUUGCGAGCGCUGUUGACGCGUCACGUACGCUUUCAUCCGUUCUCGGCCGCCUCUCUGCUCCGUCCACUCUGCGUCCUCAGCGAGGGCACGGCGGCGGAGCGCGAAGACGUGAUGGAAGUGAUGCGCACUGCCAUGCAGCAGCAGAGAAUCAAUCCGGCUGAUUUCGGCUACGUGCUGGAAGUCCUGCUGCGCGGCGACGAACCGCGACGUGCGGCGCAGAUGUGGGAGUGGGUGCAGCACACGUCUGCUUGCUGGGACACCCGCGCCGUAUCGGCCGCCGUCAUGGCGUUUGCUCAGCUCGGCAAGUUGGACGAGGCGGUCGCGUGCAUGCAGCGCCUGGCGGAGGCGGGCAACGACCCGUCUACCGCGGCACAGGUGGCAUUUAUUCGCUUUCUCGGCGAGCGCUCCCUGCCACUGUCGCAAUACGCCGAUCAGCUUGUUCACCAUUGGUGUCCCUCCGAGGAACAGCUGUGGCGCGGUGCUGGGCAAGACGUCGGCAUCGAACUCAUUAAACUCCGCUGCCGAUGCGGUCUGCAUGCCGAGGCAGUCGAAUUGUUAGAGGCUGCGUACAGGACCAACGUCGAUGCACCCGCUGAGCUGCACCGGUUCUUGCGGCACCCACAUGUUGCGGUGCUCGCCCGCCGUUACGCACCCCUUACCUCGGAGAAUAAAACGCUGCAGCAGCUGUUUCUCGACACGCUGCUGCGUACCCCAACGCUCGCGGCGGACCGGCCGGACAUGGUCGGCCUUCUUCUCUGCUUAGGGGUGGCAGCGCAUCGGCUGCCGGAGGUGUACGCGGCGGUGGAGCAGUUGUCGUUGGAUGCCGACGCCUUUCAGCAGGCCCUUAACUUUUUUGCUCGCCGUGGCGCCUCCAAGACGGCGCAAGCGGCCGAUGUGCUGGCGUGCAUGGAGGAGGUGGCGUCGCGCACCGGUAAUGUGGUGCCAGCAGAGCUGAAGGUUUGGCUGCAGCUGGCAAAGGAGAUGUAG